UUGUCCGGCAUGCUUUUAUCGUCCUUCCCUUUAAGACGGAUGAAACGUUGUUACAUAUCUCGGUGAAUAGCGCUUGAUAACAUCUCUAGGUGAAGAGUCAGCUGAUAGAAAUGUAGGCUAUCGGUGAAGAUUACUCUGACAUUUUCAUAUAAAGACCUUGAUUGAGCAGCGUCGGCGGAAGGAAGAGAAGAGAGGGAGAGAACGAGAGGAGUGUGUCAUUGUAACAACCGAAGUCUAGCCUACAGUACGGUGACUGCAGCGCUACAACCAUGGACGUAGACGUGGUGAACAUGUUUGUCUUGGCGGGAGGAACUCUAGCCCUCCCCAUCCUGGCCUUCUUCGCCUCAUUCUACAUGUGGCCUGCAGCUAUCAUCCAUGUCUACAACUGGUACUGGCGCCGGAGGCUGGGUCUGCAGGUGGUCUACUCUGAGAACAGAGGCUACCGGUUCUGUUACUCCCACAGAGGGAAGCCCGGUCCGAGCCGCCCCUCUAUUCUCAUGCUCCACGGCUUCUCUGCCAACAAGGACAUGUGGCUUCCUGUGGCUAAGUUCCUACCCAAGCAUCAGCACCUGCUGUGCGUUGACAUGCCCGGACACGAGGGCACCAGCCGCACCGAUGCCAGAGACUAUUCCAUAGAGGGACAAGUCAAGAGGAUACGACAGUUUGUGGAGAGUGUCCGUCUGACCAAGAGGCCCUUCCACCUAGUGGGUACAUCCAUGGGGGGCAACGUUGCCGGGGUGUACGCUGCCCGCUACCCCAAAGACCUUUGCAGUGUCACCCUCAUCUGCCCGGCAGGUCUUCCUAACGAGAGUCCGUUUGUGGAGCGUCUGAGGGAGAUGGAAAAGGAGCAGGAGCAGAGUGGGAGCCUGGACCCCCAGAGGAUCCCUCUGAUCCCCUCUACCCCAGAGGAGAUGGAGGACAUGCUCAAACUCUGCUCUUUCGUACGCUUCAAGAUCCCUCAACAGAUUCUUCAGGGAUUGGUGGAUGUUCGGGUUCCAAACAACGACUUCUACAGAGAGCUGUUCAUGGAGAUCGUAGGAGAGAAGUCCAGACAUUCCUUACAUGAGAACAUGCAUCUGAUCACAGCCCCGACACAGGUCAUCUGGGGGAAGCAUGACCAGGUGGUGGAUGUGUCGGGAGCGUCUAUGCUGAUGGAGGCAGUCUCUGGCUGCCAGGUGGACCUGCUGGAUAACUGUGGCCACUCUGUGGUGAUGGAGCGACCUCGCAAGACGGCUCAGCUCAUCGUGGACUUUAUCAAUAACCAACACAACACUGGCUCUGGCUCUAACAACAGCAAGAAACUCUCCUGAGACUGACUACCUGGAGCUCAGACUUUAUAGGACCAGUUUCCUGGACAAGGUUGAACAUAGUCCUAGACAAAGAAGCACUUUCAAUGGGGGUUUGAUCUCCGUUGAACAUGUGUUUCAGUCGGGGACUAGGUUUCAGUCGGGGACUAGGUUUCAGUCAGGGUUUCAGUCAGCAACUAGGUUUCAGUCAGGGUUUCAGGUUUCAGUCAGAUUAGGUUUCAGUCAGGGUUUCAGGUUUCAGUCAGAUUAGGUUUCAGUCAGGGUUUCAGUCAGAUUAGGUUUCAGUCAGGGUUUCAGGUUUCAGUCAGGGACUAGGUUUCAGGUUUAAUCUGUGUCAAGGAAACCAGCCCACAGUGAUCGUUUAUUGCAUCUGUAAAUAAUCGAAUAAUCUGUAAAUAAUCAAAUAAUCUUGAGUGAUAUUUUUCUAAUCUAGUCCUCAGGGAAUGAGGGCCUUCACCCAGCUGGCAACUGUUUCAUGCUUGAAUUUGAUUAUAAGGCGAAGGAAGACUGUGUAAAAUACUGGGAUACAAUAUUGUGGUAUUGCAUUUAUUUGGUGAUUUAAGGACCUUAAUUUCAAAUGUUAUAUUCUUUGUUUAAUUGCCAAUGUGUUACUAACUAACUUAGAUGAUUUUGCCAAACCAUGGUCAGCUGGAGGACUGUGGUUGGUCGGGUCUGAGACUGUUCCCGCCAGAAAACCCAAGAAGUAAAGGAAGAUGUUGUUAGUUUGAUUUGUCUUGUUGAAGGUUGGUACUUGGUCUUAUUAUUAACCACAGACCAACAUACAUAUUACACCUUGUACAUUAGGAACAUAUUGAAGGAACAUUUAUCAUUGUGUUUUAAGAGAAAAUAAUAUGAAUUUGAACAAAAACAAUGGAGCUAUAAUGACGUAAGCUUUGUAUUAUUAUUAUUAUUAUUAACCCAAAGUACUUUUUCUUCAAGCACUGCUAUAUACUGUUAUGUGAAAUAACCUGAUAGUAUCGAUGCAUGAGACGCAGCAACCAAUGCACAGCAAUGUCUGCAUAUUUUCAAGUUUGCUUUGUUUAGUUUAAGCUGAUGCCAUGUCAAUAAGUUACACUGAGACAGAAAUAGAUUUGUGACACUUUUGUUAUCCUUGUACGUGUUAAUGCAUUGUCCAUCUACACAUUGUUUUGCUUAUUCUUGUAAAGUACAAAAUAAAACACUUUUCUCAUGCUGACAUGAAAUUCA
Molecule: messenger RNA, 2513 nt
Organism: Coregonus clupeaformis (lake whitefish)
Lineage: Eukaryota; Metazoa; Chordata; Actinopteri; Salmoniformes; Salmonidae
Gene: abhd6a
Product: abhydrolase domain containing 6, acylglycerol lipase a
Exons: 9
Coding region: 270-1310 (346 amino acids)
Source: RefSeq, a predicted model, not a curated record